Molecule: messenger RNA, 1774 nt
Organism: Rhizopus microsporus ATCC 52813
Lineage: Eukaryota; Fungi; Mucoromycota; Mucoromycetes; Mucorales; Rhizopodaceae
Product: acetyl-CoA synthetase-like protein
Exons: 2
Coding region: 110-1774 (554 amino acids)
Biological process (GO): secondary metabolic process
Molecular function (GO): CoA-ligase activity
Source: RefSeq, a predicted model, not a curated record
GAUUUAGGCAAUAAAGGUUCUAAAACGUUUUUCACUUCUGUCUAUUUAUAAACGGUCACUCCUCCUUAAGCUAUUACAACCUUUCUUGUUCUUAUUAGAGCCAUAAAAAAUGUUAAAGAGCAAAGAACCUAUAUAUUACAGAUCCACUCAUUCAUACAAUGAUAUGCCAAAGAAUAGGGAUACAAAAGUAGUUACAUUAUUUGACACGAUAUUCACAGAUGCAUACAACGAGAUGCCAUCAGAGCGCGUAGCUUUUGCAGAAGCAAGUGACACUGACCAUUCCUUGACCUACGGGCAGCUUAAAACACAAGUACUAAAGUGUGCUGCUGGCCUUAAGCACAAGUUUGGGAUUCAGCGUGGCGAUGUUGUUGCCAUUUGCUCUCCAAACAACAUCGAAUAUGCUAUAUUAUUUCAUGGUAUUAUUGCUGCAGGCGGCAUUGUCGCUGCAAUACGUUCCACUGCGGAUUGCACCCGUGAUGAUAUCGUCUAUAACAUCACUACCGCCAAACCAAAGCUCUUCAUUAUAUACCAAACCGAAAUCGAUGCUGUGCUUCCAGCUGCUAAAGAGGCAAGGAUUUCCGAAUCCAAUAUCUUGUUGCUUACCUGUGACAGCACCAAAAUCAACCUACUUGCAAACAUCUCGACGGUUGAGGGCACUCUUUUUUCAAGUGAGGAACUAGCAGAACCUUACCGGUACACAAAGGACGACCUUACAAAUUCCCCUUGCUGCCUAUACUAUACCUCAGGAUCAACAGGCAAAAACAAAGCGGUUAUGAUCCGACAGAGCUCUCUUAUUCAUUACUUGCUCCACGGACCAUUGGACGUUGGUACUCUGAAUAGCUUAAUUAUCGCUAAAUUCAGUUAUGCUAGUGGUCUCUUUAUCUACUCAACAUUUGGCCUUUUCAGUCGCUGGACGUCGUAUCUCCUCAAAAGCAACGAGCCAGCAUUGGAACAUGUGUUGGAAGCAAUUGAACGUUUAAAAAUCAACAUAACGAUGAUGACCCCCUUCAUGGCAACAAAACUCGUUAAAAGGCUAAAUCUGUCUAAAAAUUAUGAUGUGUCCUCCUUGUCUCAAGUAAUUGUUGGUGGUGCAUACGUAGACAAGUCAAUAAUACAGUCUGCAAAGGAAGAGCUGGGUCUACACUUUAUCAACACAUACGGAAUGACAGAAAUUCUUUUGGUUUUUAGGGCCAGUGUCGACCAAUCUAUUGCAGGAACAGUGGGUCGUUUAGUAAAUGGAGUACUUGGACGUAUUGUUGAUGACGAUGGUAAUGACUUACCGCCUGGGAGCGAAGGCGAGCUGCGUAUCAAGGGUCCCACAACAACACUUGGGUAUUAUAAUCAACCUGAAGCAACAACUGAGCUCUUUGAUGAGCAAGGUUAUUUAAAGACAGGAGAUAUUUUUAAAGCAGAUGAAAGCGGACUUCUUUACUACGUUACUCGUAAGAAGGAUUUGAUAAAGUACUACGGUAUUCAUAUUUUUCCAGCCGAAAUUGAAGAAGUCAUUAUUGGUCAUCCACAGGUAACGGAUUGUGCUGUCAUUGGCGUUUUUUCCAAAGAAGAAGGAACUGAACUACCGCGAGCUUAUGUCUCUUUACUGGAUAAAGUGAACGAUAAAGAGAGUUUAUUGAAAGAGAUAGCGGAAUAUGCUGAUUCUCAGUUACCUGACAGCAAAAAACUGCGUGGUGGCAUAUUCGAGGUAUCUUCUUUUCCAAGGACAGGAACUGGGAAAAUUCAAUGUUUCAAGCUUCAAAAUGUUUCUGGUGCUGAAUGA